AUGGAAACUUCAAGAUCAACGUUACAAAGUGUCAUUCGAGGUGUAGGAGAAAUGGAUAUUUAUAAUCAGCGACGUCCAAAACCUAUUAUGGAAGAAUGUGAUCUUGAAUAUGAAGAACGACCCUAUCUGAUUGUUGAUUUAAGAGAUAGAGACGAUUACAAUAUGAACCAUAUUAUUGGAGCCCAUCAUUAUCCAGUUGCUAUGUUAUCAAGAUGUCAAAAUAAUGAAACAAGAGAAUUGUUGUCAUAUAAAAAUAAAAAGGGAAAGGUUAUUGUGUUUUAUGACGAAGAUGAACGUAUUGCUUCAAAAGCAGUUACAGUUAUCGUAGAACGUGGAUAUAACAAUGCAUUUUUACUAACAGGCGGUUUAAAAUAUGCGGCACGAAAAUUUCCCGCAGGUUUGUUGACUGGCUCAUUUCCAGUAUCUUGGACAACAUCACAGACGCCUGGAAUCAAAAUAAAACGAUCAAAAUCAAUGGAUCAUAAUGGUGUAUUGUCAGCACUAGGCAUAAGUCAAUCACAACGACUAAAUCGAGGAUCUUAUAUAUCAUUACCUCAACGUGAAUACUUUACAUCAGAUGACGUUGAGAAAUUGAGCAGUGAACUCGAUAUGAAUUUGGUACCCACUGAUUCCGGCAGUCGUCUAUCUCGGCAAUCAACAGUAGCUAGUAAACAGAGUAUUCGUUCUAGUGUCAGAUCGCAACGUUCAAAUGUAAGCAGCAUUCAUGGAAAACCAUGGAAACCUUCUUAA
Didymodactylos carnosus is the source of this 750-nucleotide messenger RNA. Lineage: Eukaryota; Metazoa; Rotifera; Eurotatoria; Philodinida; Philodinidae. The record is from the annotation of a GenBank genome assembly.